UAGCCUAAUGUGUAUAUAUAUUAUUAUGCAAUAUAGCAGACAGGGUAGAGGAGGUGUUCUAGUAACUUCCACAUCAGUGACGUGUGGAAGAGUCACCGUCCAGCGAAUGCGUCCAGGCAGCGACAGCCCAGACAGCUCGAGCUCACCGGGUGGACGGAAUCCGCCGAAAACUGCGUCAAUCGAAAUCAAUGGAUUUUCAACAGUAUCAACAUAUAACUAGUCUGUUCUGCAGGAGACUGAACAUCUUCAGUACGGCUGUGACAUCAUUAACUGGCUGACGGGCUGUCCGUCAUGAAGAAACGAGCCAAAUCGACCAAUAAGGUGCUGGAGGAGGAGGAGUCUCUGUGCUGCUGUGAGUAUGUGGACAGACAUGGGAGGCAGAGCCACGUGGCAGCCUGCUGUUGUGAGUGUGACGACCUGGAUGAGGCCUGUGACAGAUGGUUAAAGAAGGAGCCUCAGAAGCCGGACUCCAUGUCCCGUCUGAUCAACACCGUCUCCGACCGUGUCCGUGUUCCCUGGCUGUGGGGCGGAGCCAGGCGGGCGGACCUGUCUGUGGUCCCGCCUCUCGUGUUACUUCCUGUCUUCCUGCACCUGGCAGCCCUUCACCCGUUGCUGGGGGUGAUAGUACUGACUGCCCUGCCGGUACUGGUGUUGUGGUACUACUACAUCACCCACCGCAAGAAGGGCCGCACCCUCUUCUUCCUAAGCCUGGCGCUGUUCUCCCUGGCCUACAUGUACUUCCUGUUCCUCACGGAGGUGUACUGGCGCGGGGACACGGGGCCGUUCCAGCUGGGGGUGGUGACUCUGGGGGUGGCCCUCACGCUGGUGGCCCUGCACCACACCAAGAGACAGCCAGGCUACGUACGGCCCAGCCCCGCCCACGCACACAGCACGGUGACCUAUCACAGCCCUCCGCCGGACAGAGAUCCGGCCCUCAACGGAGCUCAUGAGGUCGUGAUAGCCCAUCGGGCGGGGUCGUCCGAGCUGCCCGAGGAGGAGAUGAAGCAGAGGGAGGGGGGGCCGGGGGGGCAGGGGGGCUGGUGCUCCGUCUGCAGGCUGCUCCGCCCUCCCAGGGCGGGCCACUGCAGGAUCUGUGGGCUCUGCGUCUUGAGGAUGGACCACCACUGUGUCUGGAUAAACAACUGUGUGGGACAGGCCAAUCAUCACAGCUUCCUGCUGACGCUCCUCCUCUUCCUGUUGACCUCUCUGUACGGGGUCAGCCUGGUACUGCAAAGCGUGUGUCCGCGACAGAACGUCCUGACCGCCUUGCUCUACUGCCCUGGGGUCUACAACCAAUACAGCUCUGCGCUGUGCUUCACCUGUGCCUGGUACAGUAGCAUGGUGACAGGAGGGAUGCUGCACCUGCUGGUCCUCCAGCUGCUGAACGUCAGCUCCAACGUGACAGAACGGGAGGCCCGCAUGGCCCUGAGGGACAACACGGCUCGCAGGCAUCUCUGGGGCCUCAUCGUUGACACCGGGGUCUACUCCCGUGGUUUCCGCAGCAACUGGGUGGAGUUUCUAACCAUGAACCACCUCCCGCCCUCCACCAGCCAUACUGACUUGGUCUAGAGAAGUGUGACCGGAAAUGAAAGGACGGACCUUUUUUUGAGCUGUUGCUGCAGUUCUGAUUAUCACCACAGGGUGGCAGCAUGGCAGCAUAGCAGGGAUGACAGUCCACUCUCCUCCAGCUUGGCCAGACCGCCCGUACAGCUACACCACACGAGACACUAUAGGCUAAGGCCAGGCCAACACUGUCUUGUGAAGAAUAGCCAACACGUCUGUCCGUGACCUUGAACCACAUGACAACAGACCAUAAUGAUCUGCCACCGGUUACAGGAAUGACUGACACCUGCAAUCUCCAGCCUCCAUCUUUGUCUGUCCUACUGACCUUUUCCUCUCCUCUCCCCGCACCGUUCACCUAUCUCUCCAUCGAUCUCUCCAUCUUCCACACACCAGCUCCUCAUCAUUCAUGGCCACAUUCUUUCUCCCUGAGUUCUGGGUGCCUUGUUAGGUUUGUGACCAAAAAUGGAGCCCCAGGGCUCUUUGGAAGACUGAUUAAUGCUCCUGCAUGAAGGCGUAGCUGAGUAUUUCCAUGUGAAGUUUGCGUUCUCAUCAGAAAUAAACAGGUUGUGUGUUUUCGUCACAAACAGAAUCACA
Osmerus eperlanus (European smelt) is the source of this 2157-nucleotide messenger RNA. It is a transcript of the gene zdhhc23b, whose product is annotated as zinc finger DHHC-type palmitoyltransferase 23b. Gene Ontology annotation, cellular component: endoplasmic reticulum; Golgi apparatus. Lineage: Eukaryota; Metazoa; Chordata; Actinopteri; Osmeriformes; Osmeridae. The transcript is spliced from 5 exons. Gene Ontology annotation, biological process: protein targeting to membrane; peptidyl-L-cysteine S-palmitoylation. Gene Ontology annotation, molecular function: protein-cysteine S-palmitoyltransferase activity. The record is from RefSeq and is a predicted model, not a curated record. The coding region runs from base 292 to 1569 and encodes 425 amino acids.